GCAGUGCUAAGACAUGCAAUCGGUGCAUUUAUAAAUUUGUAAAUAUUUAAAAACUAUCAUUCUCAAAGCUGACAGUGCUGACAGUACUCUGUGUCUAAUAAUAGCAAAUUACAUGUUUAAGCUUGUUUAAAUGAAUGGUAGUGAAUCUUAGCACAUCCUUUUAGAGGAGGACUGAAUUUUUGGUACAAAUUAAGUGACCUUUGAGUGCUGUGACACCAUGUGAAGUAGAUUUUUUUAAAGCUGGAGUUAUGAAGCCACAUAUGUCUGCCUUCUUGAUUGGUUUUCAUUUGUUUCGACUGCUUCCAUUAUCAUCUGAAAGCAUCAGUAUCAAUGGAACCAAAGGAGCUCCUUGGCUCUGGUCAUGCCAGCACACCCUCAGUGGACCAUUCGAUCAUACUAAAAGCCUCAUAUACUGGCAAAGCCAAGACUCUUCUCCCAUUGUUGUGCAUGCUUACGUAAAGGGAAAACAAGAGUUUCAACACCAAAACUCUUCAUUUGAAAAUAGGACUAAGAUCUUCCCUGAUCAAUUACCAUUUGGAAACUUCUCACUCAUCAUUACUAACCUGACACUGAAAGAUGACCAGAUCUCCCUCAAAGUUUUUUUUAUGCCAGGAAACAAUCCAUCAAAAGUUCAUCUCUGUCCAGUGACCCUGUAUGUAGCAGUUCCGUUCCAGGAUCCUAUAAUUGAGAUAAACCAAAAUAAGAUGAUAGCCUCAUGCAGAACGGCGGGAGGCUACCCUAAACCUGAUGUCACAUGGAGCGAUGGACAUGGACGUACAUUGGAAGCACAUAAAGUUCACACCACCAUAAUUCUUGAAAAAGACAACACCUUCAACGUCAGCAGCACAGCCAACAUCACAGGGUCAAACAACGUGACGUGCACAAUUUACAACCCAACCUCAAACCAGAUUCUGAGUGCUACUAAAGACAUAACACCUCCUACAGCAAAAAUACUUCGUUUUGCAGCUGCUCUGCCCCUUGCUGUCCUUGGUGCGAUUGCUAUCCUGGGCUGGAUUUUUUGCUCAGAUAUAAGAAGAAGCCAGAGACACAUGCAGAGGGAAGAAGAAUCAUCAGCUUCAGGGGCACAAGAUCAUCAGGCUCAGGGAAAUCCUGCUGAUGACUCUUCUGACAUGUCACAGAUGGAGAAUCAAAAUAUGCAUCAAAUGACGUCUCUACAUCAAAUGACGCAGAGCAAAAAAAGAAGUGACAGCCUGAAAAGUUUAGGUGAAACAAACACCACCGAAAGUGACAAAGACAAGUAAGAGUCAGCAGUAUAAAUCAAAACUGGAAUCAACACUAUUGCAGACAGUUGGUUAAUCAUAUUACUCUUUUUUUACGCCAAAUAUUUUAUGGUUCAACUGCCUUACUAGGAAUUUCUGUUAAAGUGGCCAGCAAAAUAACUGACACACAGCAGCGGAUAUCUAUGACAGAACAGUUUUGGGGAAGGCACUAUGCAUUUAUUAUUCCAACUGAAAUACAUGCCUUUCAUUUGCAUUAAACCUUGACUGUGCUGCUCUGCUGUGCUUUAUUAUGGCUACCAUUUCAAUGGUUUAGCAUCUUUAACAAGAAGAUUCUUGAACUGUUGUGUCAGACCAAAGCAUUUCAGCAUUUUCAACAGGAUCAAUCAAUGAGCCAGUCAAUAAAUCCAAAUUUAUUUGUAUGGCACUUUUCACAUAGAUAUGACCAAUAAUAGAAUAAAAUAAAUAAUCUGAAAGAAGUCAAGGUGAGGUCUGAAAAAAAAACAAUAAGAAAAAUGCUAAUUGAGAAACUGAGUGAGUAAAACCAGAAAUCCAUAAAAUGAAAGUAAAAUUAAAAUAUAAACCAGGUAACCAAUUAAAAGCCACAUUAAAGAGGAAGGUCUUGAGUUUGCUUUCUCUGCUGCCUUCAGGUCUUCUAGGAGGCCGGUCCAGAGACGUGGACCAUAGUAAUAAAAGGAGGCCUCAUUGUAGAUUUUUAUCUGACUUUAGGUUUAAUUAAAAGACCACGACCAUAAGACCUGAGGGUUUCCAGAGGGUUCAUAGGGUAAAAGCAAAUCCGAUAAAUAAAAAUAAAUAAUAAAUAAAUAAAUAAAUAAAUAGGUAGGAUCAAGACCAUUAUGAGCUUUAUAAACUUUUUCAACAUGACACUCAACAGAUCUGAGUCAAAGAUGACUCACAGGUUUUUACUUGGUUGAGUCAUUAUUCACUCUCUUGCCCUCCCACUGUUGAUUACUGAUCUUCAAAGUCUUGAUUUAAAAAACCAGUAUGAGUGGUUAUUUAACCUUUCAUAUGUGAUUACAUACUAAGUCAAUGCCAAGAUGUGAAUAGCCACGAAUACCUGUCUAAAUACAUGUUUAUAUUUAUAUUUUGUUCAUGCUGAUGUGAACAAAUGUCUGUCAAAGUCUUGUUUCCACCCUCUUGCAGCACUGGCAUCCUGUCUGUGUUUGCUGUGCACUACAGAAAAAUAUUACAGGAAGUGCAGGAAACGUGCAUUUUGUUAAUGUUGCCGUAGAGCACUUCUAAAGUGCACCAGUAGUUUUAGUACAGACCCACAGUGUCCACUGUAAGCUGUAUAAUGUAAGAAUCUGUUGUGAUUUAAUUUUGGAAUGAUCUAAUCUUAAAGGAGCGUAAAAGCUGAACACUGUGGUUUUACAGUAAUGGUGCAGCAACAGGAUGCAAGACUAGACAUAAGAAAAUUCCUGACAAAUCUCUACUGUGUUUUUGUGUUUUUGUGUUUUUUCUGUGUUCAUUUCAGGAUCUGAUGCAACAUUUGUGCUUGAUUAUGAAAAACACCAAUCCCACUGACUUAAAGAAUCAACGUUUUUUUUAUGAAAAAGACGAAAUAAAUUACAUUUGAUACUCAUUUGACGAGGCAAAGAAGAUA
Molecule: messenger RNA, 2862 nt
Organism: Toxotes jaculatrix (banded archerfish)
Lineage: Eukaryota; Metazoa; Chordata; Actinopteri; Toxotidae
Product: CD276 antigen-like
Exons: 6
Coding region: 249-1262 (337 amino acids)
Source: RefSeq, a predicted model, not a curated record